Messenger RNA from Dentiscutata erythropus, 136 nucleotides. The record is from the annotation of a GenBank genome assembly. NCBI's taxonomy places the organism in Eukaryota, Fungi, Glomeromycota, Glomeromycetes, Diversisporales, Gigasporaceae.
AGAACAAGCCAGAGAAUUGCUUGCAUUUAAGUCCUAUUAUGAAACUAGAUUAUUGUCAUUCAUUCAAAGAAGUUGCACUUAUGAAUAUUGCAUUAAGGAUGUUAGCUGCAUGUUAUUGCCAUUUUUACUUGGAUGA